AUGGAGAAGAAGCAGCUGAGCUACCUUCUAGUACUGCUUGUGGGGGCCGUUGCUUGUCUACAGCUGCCGCUUUGCCAGUCCCAGCCGCAAUCCAUCACCAACUGUGUGAACGACCCAGCCAAGGAGACUGGCUGUGAGCUGGCAAUCAGCCGGGACCUGGUGCUCAACGUGAUUGAAGACGUUGCGGCAGCAAGCGACCCUGAAGAUGUCUAUGCCGCAAUCAACGCCCGCAACCCCCGGUACAACUUCCAGGGAUUCUACGCGUUCGUGUAUGACAACGUGGGCCGGCGCGUUGCGCACAACAAUGUCUCCAGUGUUGGGAAGUACCAGGCUGAGGCAAACAAUGACAUCGGCAUCCCGAUAUACCCCAACUUUUUUCAGACUUACCAGGCACUAGCGGCAGCUGGCGGAGGGACCACUGAAUAUCUUUUCACUGGCGCACGGGGCCUAGGUCUGAAGAAGGGCUACAUUGCAGGCCUUCCAAAUGGAUUUGUUGUGGGAGCCGGGUACACUGAGGUCGCGGAGUGCCUGUACGCCACUUAUACAUUCUGCAGCCCGGUAGCGGCCUACACACUAGGGACCAGUUUUGCCAACACUUUGACAUUUGAGCCAGACCCCCAGCCAUUGAUCGAUGCCGUCAACAAGCAAGUCUUCCCAGGGGUCUUCCCUGGGGGCUUCUAUGUUCAAGUGUAUGACGCAAACCCUGCAACCGGAUAUGUAUGUCUGGCAAACGGGGCCGACUUCGCAAAAGCUGGCUCAACCCCUCAGCAAAGCGAGACACCAGACGUGGCUGCCGUGCUGACGAAUGCGUUCAACCAAGGGAUACCUCAGUACAUCAGCUAUGUUACGAAUGGCCGCGUCAAGUACUCGUGGCUCCAGCCCGUUGAGCAAAUCGUUACGGGCAGGAAGUUCUUCGUCUUGUCAGGCUACUUGACUUCCCAAGCACCGCUUCAACUGCCGGAUGGGUCUUUCUCAGUGCCCACUUGCAGCACGAGUCCCAAGACCAAGGAAACCGGCUGCGAGUAUGCCACCAUGCGCAAUCUGGUCGACAGAGUGAUUGCUGACGUGAAAGCUGCAAGCGACCCGAGAAAGGUAUACGAAGCAAUCAACCAAAAAGAUCCGAAGUACAUCUCCAACGGCUUCUAUCCUGCGGUGCUGGAUUCAAACACCAUCGGGGUUGCAUUCGUAAACACGUCCGAGCUGGGCACUCCUUUUCAAGUCGAGUAUGACGACAUCAGAUACCCUACUUCCGCAAACUACGUCCAAGUGGUCAAAAGUUUAGCCGCGGUUGGAGGGGGGGGCACCUACGAGUACAUCAACCUUGGGGCCGCGGACCUCGGCCUGAAGAAAAACUACGUGGCGUCUUUGCCGGGGGGUUAUAUCGUGUUCGCAGGUUACACCGAGGUUCAGCAGUGCCUCUACAACACGUACACCUUCUGCACGCCAGUGGUGGCCUACACUCUCGCCAGCAACUUCGGCCGCCUCCUCCAUUUCGCGCCGAACGCUCAGCCGUUGAUCGACGCCGUCAACAAACAGGUUUAUCCCGGAAGGACUCUCGGGGGCUUUUACAUCCAGGUUUAUGAAGCAGACCCGGCAACAGGUUACCGCUGUUUGGCGCACGGCGACGUCUUCGCAAAGGCCGGAAAACCCCCAGUGGAAAGCGAAACCCCGGAGGUGGCUGCUGCAUUGUUGGCCGCUUUUGCCAAGGGCAAACCGCAGUACAUCAACUAUGCCCUCAACGGUGCUAACAAGUACACGUGGGUCGAGCCCGUUCGACAGCUUGUCACGGGAAAGAAGUACUUUAUUCUGUGCGGAUAUCUGACCGUGAGGCCCGUUCCGGCGCCGGAAAAGCUGCUGAGCCCGGCGGAGUGGCGCGCGUUCAGCAACCCGCUCGCGCACGAGCAGGAUGACGUGGCAAGCGGUUCCGUCGCCGCCGGCGUCCAUCAGCGGAACGAGGGUCACAGGAAGUUCGUCGUCGACGAACGUCGCAUCAAGGAAGCUUCUGUCGGGGCAACCGGAUCCUCCCGAGCGCAGACCGGGACGUCAAGAUCACCGUUCGUUGCUGGGAGCGAGCAGCCGAACAGCAACUUGAAGCGGCCCCAGAGCGUCGCGGGCGCGCGCCUUUUGGGGUUCAAUGACUAG
Molecule: messenger RNA, 2142 nt
Organism: Klebsormidium nitens
Lineage: Eukaryota; Viridiplantae; Streptophyta; Klebsormidiophyceae; Klebsormidiales; Klebsormidiaceae
Source: the annotation of a GenBank genome assembly